Messenger RNA from Selaginella moellendorffii, 1651 nucleotides. RefSeq lists its product as uncharacterized. Lineage: Eukaryota; Viridiplantae; Streptophyta; Lycopodiopsida; Selaginellales; Selaginellaceae. The record is from RefSeq and is a predicted model, not a curated record. Bases 1 to 1569 code for a protein of 522 amino acids. The transcript has 2 exons. Gene Ontology annotation, molecular function: FAD binding; oxidoreductase activity.
AUGUCUCCUCCUGUUUCUUGCUCCUCCAUCGCUAUCUUAGCACUGAUUUUGCUCGUUGCCGAUGCCCGGUCGUCCUUGGAUCACGAUUGUUUGUGCACCGCAUUUCAAUCCAGCUGCUGGCCAGAUCCCAGCGCCUGGGACACCUUCAACUCCUCCCUCGAUGGAAGGCUCGUCAAAGUCCUGCCUCCAGCGGCGCCCUGUCACGAGAGCCACUUCGAUGAGUUUGCAUCCGCCAAGAACAUCCGGCUAGUGAUCAAGAACACCGGGCACGACUUCUUUGGAAAGAGCACUGCGGCUGGAUCUCUCAGCAUCUGGACGCACCACAUGAAGAACAUGAGCUUCCACGACGACUUUGUCGCCAAGAGAUGCUCAGUGUCCCCGGUAUCGGCAGUGACGGUCGGAGCUGGAGUCCAGUGGGAGGAGCUCUACCAGGCGGUGUUCAAGCAAGGUAAAGUGAUCGUCGGGGCUGGGGGUGUUACUGUUGGAGCUGCCGGUGGAUAUCCACAGGCCGCUGGACACAGUCCAAUCUCUCCAGCCUUCGGCCUCGCAGCGGACAAUGUCUUGGAGUAUGAAGUAGUGACUGCUGCUGGAGAUCUCGUUGUUGCUAACGGCUGCCAAAACGAGGAUCUCUUCUGGGCUCUUCGAGGAGGCGGAGGAGGAACUUUUGGAGUCGUGGUCUCCGCUACACACCGGACUCAUCCACCGCUGACAAAUCUCGCCUUCGCUGUCUACACCAUCAAUGCCACCGACAGAUCCAGCUUCCUGGACUUGCUCACAAACUUUGCCGUGAUCCAUCCCAGUCUCUCGGAAGCUGGAUGGUCGGGAUACUUCCUACUGUCCAGCCAGAGCUUGCAACUCUCCAGGCAGACCUUGCUGGUCUUGUAUAUUCUUCCCAACAAGGACGUGUCCUUCGCAAAGUCGACGCUAGCACCGUUCCUGGACUACGUUGAGAAGCAUCCAAAGCUCCAAGGAAAUGGGAGCGUGGUCUCUCUUUCAUCGUUCCAAGAGUAUUACUCGCAAUUCCUGUGUGGAGGCCAGAAUUCCUGCGUCAACUCCAACAACUCCGCUAUUUCGGCCGCUCUCUCCUCCAGGCUGAUCCCAAAAUCCCUCUUCGACAGCCGCAAAUCCGUGGAGCAGCUGUCGGAUGCCCUGAUCUCGAUCCUGGAGCGCUACCCGGCGUCGAUCUUGGGCGCAUUCGUGGCCGGCGGAGCAGUGGCAAGGCCGCGAGAGGAGAAUGCCGUGAAUCCGGCAUGGCGCCGAGCCCUUUUGUUGGCGAUUAUCAGCAGCGGCUGGAGCGAUGGGGCGAGCCUGGAGGAGCAGCGCGAGGUUGCAAGGAAUGUGAGCGCCGCGAACAAGCUGCUCAUCGAUCUGACGCCUGGAUCGGGAACUUACAUCAACGAGGCGGAUUUCAACGAGCCGGACUGGCAGCAAUCCUUCUUCGGCGAGCACUACCCUCGCCUCCAGGCCAUCAAGAGCAAGGUGGAUCCAUCCGGCCUCUUUCGCUGCCAUCACUGCGUCGGGAGCGAGAAGUGGAGCGACGACCUCAAUUGUCCACGGUCCAGUGAAUGAUUAGGGUUCUUGUCGAUAAUAUAGAUUAUUAUGCUGUAAUGCUUUAAAACCUUUUAUAUAUUGUUUUUUAUUUGAAUAUUAA